AAGCCUAGACAUAACUUCCAAGAAACUCUCAAGGAAGUUGGAUUUUGAAAUUAAGGAAAAUACCCUUAGAAUUUUUAUUUUAUUGUUUUCUUUUUUUCUUGUUAUACAGGCAUAUUCAUUUUUUUAAAUACAUAUGUCCUUAUAAGUCAUGUUAGAAGAGAAAACUGAGAACAAAAAAGAAAAAAAAAAUUGACAGAAAAGAAGAAAAGGAAAAAACAGAAGCAAAGUUUUUAUCCUCUGAAGAUUGUGAAAUACUUUGUCAGUACCUUUGUGGAUGGUGUUAUUGAUGACCUGAUAGAGAAGAAUGUUUUGAGUUCAAAUGCAAUAAAAAAUUUAGAAAAAGAAUUGGCUAUAAUUAUGAACCAGGGUGAGGAUCUGAUUGGUACACUGGAUCAUAUAAUUCAAGGAAGUAAAAUUAUUACGAAGAAAUUGUUGCUUCCCCCAUUAGAAGCAAUUUCAAGAAAUCAAAGUGAAAACAAAGCUUUGGUUACUUCCCACCAGUCAAAGACAAUGGAUCAUAUUUUAUCAGUCCUUCAGAACAUAUGUGAUUCUCCAGAAUCCUUGCAAAGUUACCAAAAGAGACUCAGCAGCACCAUCAUUAAUUUCUUUAAGAAGCUUGAUAAUAAGGCAAUAAAGGCUCCUAUAGGUUCAAACGAGGUCAAACUUUGCAGACCAGAUUUCUACCAUGGGCUGAAGGAAGCAAAGGAGGGAGAGAUAUAUCCAAUAAUGGAGAAGGGGAACCGUGUACGUCUAGCUCUCAUUAUCUGUAAUAUUAUAUUUGACUACCUUGAUGAACGGCAUGGGGCUCACCUAGACAUUUGGGGAAUAUGGAAACUACUUGAAAACCUUGGAUAUAAUGUGGUUGUUAAAACAGGCCUUACAGCUCAGGAAAUGGAGUCAGUGUUGAAGGAAUUUGCUGAUCUCCCAGAUCAUUGGGCCUCAGACAGCACCUUCUUAGUGUUCAUGUCUCAUGGAGUAUUGAAUGGAAUCUGUGGAAAAUCACAUAAAAAGCAACAACCAGACCUACUAGAUACAGAUACUAUCUUCCAAAUUUUCAAUGAUGGUAACUGCCCUAGUCUAAAAGGUAAACCCAAGGUCAUCAUCAUCCAAGCAUGCCGAGGGGAGAAUCUUGGAAUCACAUAUGUGAUGGAUACGUCAGAGACUUUGACAGGCACACCUAGACAAACCUUACAAGAUUACUCAAGAAGUUACUCCCUGGAACAGAAACAUAUGGAGAAAGAUUUCAUUUUAUUUUGUUCUACGACACCACAUAAUGUUUCAUGGAGAGUUGAUAUAUUGGGUUCUGUCUUCAUCAAUGAACUCAUUUACUGCAUCCAAAAAUAUGCCUGGUGCUGUCACCUGGAGGAAGUUUUCCGCAAGGUCCAGAAAUCAUUUGAAAUUCCAAAGACCCAUGUCCAGAUGCCCACUAUAGAAAGGGUAUCCAUGUCAAGAGUUUUCUACCUCUUCCCAGGAAUAUAAAAUUAAGCAAUAAUACUAUCAAUUAUUAACAAUUCAGUUGAUUACACGUUUUGUAAUCAUGAAGAACUAUUAUUUCCAGAACAGCAUUUAUGGUUGCAGAAUUUUUUCAAACCACUUAUAUCAUUAUAUAAAGAAUGGUCACUUUCUCAAAAUUAUAAGAAUUAAGGCCAUACUUCAAUGUAUAAUUGGAGAAUUGGUCAAAGGAUAUAAACAAUGUUCUGAUAAAGAAACCAAAACCAUUUAUAGUCAUAUGGAAAAAUGCUCUAAAUCAUUAUUGAUUAGAGAAAUGCCAAUUAACACAAUUCUGAGGUGCCACUACACACCUCUCAGAUUGGCUAAGAUGACAGGAAAAAAUAAUGACAAAUAUUGAAGGUCAUGUGGGAAAACUGGGAUACUAGUACAUUGUUGAUGGAGUUGUGAACUGAUCCAACCAUUCUGGAGAGCAAUUUGGAACCAUGUGCAAAGGACUAUCAAACAGUUCAUAAUUUUUGAUCCCAUUGUUUUUCUACCUCUUCCAAGGAAUAUAGAAUUAAGCAAUAAACUAUGAAUUAUUAGUUGAUAAUAGUGAUAUAAUUAUCUCUAUUGAUAUAGAGAUCAAUAAAUAAUUAUUUAUUGAGAGAAAAUAAAAAAGGGAAAAGGAGCUACAUGUACAAAACCUUUUGUAGCAGCCCUUUUUGGAUUUGGAAAAAAAUUGGAAACUGAGUGUAUGCCCAUCAGUUGGAGAAUGGCUCCAUAAGUUAUGGUAUGUGAAUGUUAUAGAAUAUUAUUUUUCUCUAAGAAACAACAAGCAGAAUGAUUUCAGAGAGGCUUGGAGAGACACAUGAACUGAUGCUAAGUGAAGUGAGUAGAACCAGGAGAAUGUUGUUUAUAGCAACAGCAAGAUUAUAAAAUGAUCAAUUCUGAUGGACAUGGAUCUUUUCAACAGUGAGAUGAUUCAGGGCAAUUCUAAUGGUCUUGUGAUGAAGAGAGCCAUCUGCACCACCUAGAGAAAGGACUGUGGGAACUGAGUAUGGAAUACAACAUAGUAUUUUCAUUUUUUUGUUGGUCUUUGCUUGCGUUUUAUUUUCUUUCUUAUUUUUUUUCUUUUUGAUCUGAUUUUUCUUGUGAAGCAUAAUAAUUGUGGAAAUAUGUACAAAAGAAUUGCACAUGCUUAACAUAUAUUGAAUUACUUGCUGUCUAGAGGAGGAGAUUGGGAGAAGGGAGGGAAAAAUUGGAACACAAGAUUUUGCAAGGAUAAAUGUUGAAAAUUGUCUAUAUGUGUUUUGGAAAUUAAAAAAGCUUUAAUAAAAAAAAAAAAAAAAGGAAAAAA
Antechinus flavipes (yellow-footed antechinus) is the source of this 2788-nucleotide messenger RNA. Its product is annotated as caspase-1-like. Lineage: Eukaryota; Metazoa; Chordata; Mammalia; Dasyuromorphia; Dasyuridae. The transcript is spliced from 11 exons. Bases 358 to 1479 code for a protein of 373 amino acids. Gene Ontology annotation, biological process: proteolysis. Gene Ontology annotation, molecular function: cysteine-type endopeptidase activity. The record is from RefSeq and is a predicted model, not a curated record.